AUGGGAAAGUCUUUUUCUCAUUUACCUUUGCAUUCAAAUAAAGAAGAUGCUUACGAUGGAAUCACGUCAACAGAAAAUAUGAGGAAUGGACUGAUAGAAAAUGAAGUCCAUAAUGAAGAUGGAAGAAAUGGUGAUGUCUCUCAGUUUCCAUAUGUGGAAUUUACAGGAAGAGAUAGCGUCACCUGUCCCACAUGUCAAGGAACAGGAAGAAUUCCCAGGGGACAAGAAAACCAACUUGUGGCAUUGAUUCCCUAUAGUGAUCAAAGACUAAGGCCAAGAAGAACAAAGCUGUAUGUGGUGGCAUCUGUCAUUGUCUGUCUGCUCCUUUCUGGAUUGGCUGUGUUGUUCCUUUUCCCUCGCUCUAUUGGCGUGAAAUACAUUGGAGUAAAAUCAGCAUAUGUCACUUAUGACGUUGAAAAGCGUACAAUAUAUUUGAAUAUCACAAGCACACUAAAUAUAACAAACAAUAACUAUUAUUCUGUUCAAGUUGAAAACAUCACUGCACAAGUUCAAUUUUCAAAAACAGUCAUUGGAAAAGCACGCUUAAACAACAUAACCAACAUUGGUCCACUUGAUAUGAAACAAAUUGAUUAUACAGUACCUACUAUCAUAGCAGAAGAAAUGAGUUAUAUGUUUGACUUCUGUACACUGAUGUCCAUCAAAGUACAUAACAUAGUUCUCUUGAUGCAAGUUACUGUGACAGCAACAUACUUUGGGCACUCUGAACAGAUACCCCAGGAGCGGUAUCAGUAUGUCGAUUGUGGAAGGAACACAACUUAUCAAUUGGGCCAGUCUGAAUACCUAAAUGUAAUACAGCCGCAAGAUUAA
Messenger RNA from Chrysochloris asiatica (Cape golden mole), 828 nucleotides. RefSeq names its product transmembrane protein 106B (gene TMEM106B). Gene Ontology annotation, biological process: lysosome organization; dendrite morphogenesis; lysosomal transport. Gene Ontology annotation, cellular component: lysosomal membrane. The record is from RefSeq and is a predicted model, not a curated record. The coding region runs from base 1 to 828 and encodes 275 amino acids. The transcript is spliced from 7 exons. Lineage: Eukaryota; Metazoa; Chordata; Mammalia; Afrosoricida; Chrysochloridae.